Molecule: messenger RNA, 3516 nt
Organism: Branchiostoma floridae (Florida lancelet)
Lineage: Eukaryota; Metazoa; Chordata; Leptocardii; Amphioxiformes; Branchiostomatidae
Exons: 10
Coding region: 1230-1835 (201 amino acids)
Biological process (GO): intracellular protein transport; clathrin-dependent endocytosis
Cellular component (GO): AP-2 adaptor complex
Molecular function (GO): clathrin-cargo adaptor activity
Source: RefSeq, a predicted model, not a curated record
AAUACCUUUGUCAUUUAUGGUAAAAGUGCACUCUGUUAGAAGUAAGAAUUCCUUUGUAACAUUACUUAUCAAAUGUAAAGUUUAACAUUGCAUUCAGUCAAAAGACUUGUGUAUAUGUAUAAUUUUUGUAAUCUAGGUGCAAAAGCUCAGCUUUGCAAACCUUGUGGUAGAUACAUUUUACUUGCAUAAUCCAAGACAAAAGAUAAAACAAGACAUGAAGACAUGAUGCCUCUUAAGGCUUUCAUCUGAGAGGGAUUCCCAUCUACUCGGUUAAGGUGGGUACAGUAGCAGAAUAUGUUCUGUUGUAAGCAUGUAGCCUGGUUAUGGAUGAUUAUUUUGCACCCAAAACAUUUGCGCCUGGUUCAGUUGCUGUUUCAAAUCUACUAGUACCUAAUGGGAAAUCCCAUAAAGAUGAUAAGGACAUUGUAUUUCUGUAAAAGGUAAAAGUAUUCACAAUUUUUAAGCAAUUGAAGAGUAUUGCCAGCAUUUUCAAUAGCUUGCCUGUCCGUUCCAGUGAAAAUGCAUGCAGCGCACACUCCAGGGAAUAUAUAACCUGUAUAAUGAUUGUGUAUAGAUCAUUUUGUUUUAUUUUCAACAGAGAUGGUGACUGAUUGCCAAAAGCUGCACCUUGUCCAGAUCACCGUGGCAAUGAAGUUCCUGUUACAGUUGUGUGCCAUUCCUGACUCAGGCCCAAAGAGCCUGGACCUGGGCCGCUAAUUCAGUAAAGUGGAGAUCCUGCAGCCCUCCAACAGUACAACCUGACGUGAGAGGCUGACGUCAGGUGGAAUUGGGUAUGGCAACAGCAUCCUCCAUAGGUCUGUAAGUGCUGAGGUGUGACAAAGAACAAGGCCAAUUUUGAGUCUUUCAUGAAGCUCAUCCAGGACCAUGCUCACAUGGAUGAGAACAGAUAACAGUGCAGCUAUGAAGAGGAAGUUCUGGACACACACCAUUGUCCAUCAUGAUGCCCCCAUACAGCUUCCACCUCAGUGAGUGAGCGAUGUGGUUUCAAUUGGAUCCAUGAGUUAAGCACAACAGAAGAUCAAUGGAGUUGAGCUUUGCACUGAUGUACAGCAACAAUGUACGAGGGAUGAUGAAAAGCUUAUUUUCUUCUUGGAGAAGGCGGACCCCAUCUUUAAAGUAGACUGCACUUCCAACAUCUGCAUAGCUGCCGACAUCAACCCCUGGUCCAGGUGGCCUACUGGUGUGUUGGGGAGUAUGGAUAUCUUCUUAUGUCAGGUCAGGUGGAGAAGAAGAGCCUCUUCAGGUCUGGUCUAGAUGCCAAGGUAGGAAGUAAAGGAGAGGGAGAAGCAAACACAAAUGGAGAGAACACGACAGUUUCACCUCCUGCAAGGCCUAAGCAGCUGUCAAACAGGAAGAGGUCCAGCUCCCAUGGUGCCUGGUAUGAGCGCCCCCCAGCCUCAGGUGGACAUGUUGGGAGCCCUGAUGGAUGGUGUCACUCCACAACCAGCCAUGCAAAUGUCUGCCAACAACCUAGGAUCGAGUUCAGCUUCCAGAAGGACAACAGCAAUGAUAACGUAGUCAUCAUCACACUGACGGCCACCAACAGCACAGAUACACCCAUGCAUGAGUUUGUGUUCCAGGCUGCAGUUCCAAAGACAUUCCAGCUUCAGCUCCAGUCACCAUCUGGUAGUGUGGUUCCCGCAUCCAACAUAAGAGUGGUCACACAGGUCAUCAAGAUCCUCAACCCACAGAAAGCACCAAUCAGGAGAAUAAAGUUGACGUACAACUACAAGGGAAACAAUGUCAACGACAUCGAUGGGAGAAGUGAACAACUUUCCAGCAGCUCUGUGCCAAUGACCCUAGCCUUACUGUAGUAUAUGAAAUAGAUAAAUUAUUAAGAUAGUAUCGGAAGUCUUGGUGAUGAAAAGGCUCUGGGUCAAUGACUUGUUGUACAGAGAUCUGUUAUACUUAUAGUUAAACACUACUGACAAGUCUUUAAUGUAUCAAUACAAGUAGACUCUAAUGAAACAAGUUAAUGAUAAAGCUGUAUAUUUGUGCAGAAAAAGUAAUGUAUCUGUAUCCAAAUGUCCAUGUUUAAUGACUUAAAAACAUUUGAACUCACACUUACUGAAUAGCAUUACAUGUCAAAAAUGCUCUUUUAGCGUCAAUCCUAACAUUUCCUAAUGUACACAGUACCGAUGGGCCUCAGGCCUAUUUCAAUGUAUUGUUCUUUAAUACUGCAAGCCCAGGACAGGACUUUCACAGUUGGCAUGUACCAUACAAGUUUCAAGGCAUUAUGCUUGUAGAGAUGGGUAAUGUGAAAUGAUCUGUGUUUUAGUUAAGAAGCAAGAAAAGUAGUGAUAAAGGUGACAGUGGUUUGGGAUGACAAUUCCCAAAGUUAUCAAUGUUAACUGGCAACUAUUAUAUUAAGAAUCAGCUUUAUGUGAUGAAUUUGCAUAAUUAAAGAAUAAGAUUUAUGAAUUUUCAUAGUUGAAAAUGUUACAGUUUAUAAAUUGUUGUGUGUGUUGUGUAUGUAUAGUAUAUCCAUCUGAACAUGAAAAAGAAAAGGUAAUGGUAAUUAUUCUUUCAAUUGCAAAUUUGGAUGACAGUUAAUCGGUCUUUUACAAACAGACUUGUUAACUUAAAAUAGUUAGUUAAAACAUCCUGGUCUGGUAAUGUUAGCCAUUAUAUAGUACUUAGUGGUACAGUAUAGUUGCAUUGUGCAUGAAUGACUCUAGCGUAAAACUUAAUUGUAGAUACUGUAAUUCACUUUGUCUUCUCGGUACCAAACUUUAACAGUGUGAGAAAAUUCAACGUGUUCUCGGAACUAAAUGUUAACGGUAAAUGAAUUCUUUGUUAUACAUAAUUUAUAUAGUCACCAAGAAUAAUGAUGUCACUGUGAAAACCUUGAACAUAAAAGUACAUUGAAGAAAAGAAGGAAUUACAGUAAUUGGCACACUAGCAAUUAAGAAUUUAAGGAAUAUAUAGGCAUACGUAAGUUUGUUGUCAAUUUAUUAAGAAGAGAAACAACAACUUGUUUGUAAAUGUUAAUAAAGGAUACAUUGUACAAUUGAAAUUUUCUACAUCAUAACUUGUUAUAAAACAAUUCAUUUCUGUACUGAAGAGGAGCCCACUCAUGCCAUAUUUCAGUAUUUUAUUAGGCUAUUAAUAGCAUGUGUUCACAUUUUUCUGCACACAAUACUGUAAAAAAUAUCUAGGAAGUGAAAUGAAAUAAAUGUUUGUAUUUGAAAAAAGUUUGUACACACUGUAACAGAUACUCAUCUAAGCAACUCCUCAUUGUAACAAUGUUGCUGUAAUAAAUAAAUGUAAGAAAAGUCUGCAGUUUGGUGAAGAGUUUUAUUAUAAUGUAAAUAGUUUUGUUAAUAAUAAGUAGCUAUGUUUUACUAGUAUUGGUUAACUGGGCCCCAGUCAGGUUUAUAACACUUGUGUCUGAGCCUUGUUUGUUACAUUAAAUUAUUAUUGAUUAAUUGGGCACUGAGGUGAGGUAAAUCAAGUUCCAUAUUUGCACUAAUUUCCUCAAACAGAAGAAGAACA